Molecule: messenger RNA, 2090 nt
Organism: Vigna unguiculata (cowpea)
Lineage: Eukaryota; Viridiplantae; Streptophyta; Magnoliopsida; Fabales; Fabaceae
Product: GATA transcription factor 8-like
Biological process (GO): cell differentiation; positive regulation of DNA-templated transcription
Cellular component (GO): nucleus
Molecular function (GO): zinc ion binding; sequence-specific DNA binding
Source: RefSeq, a predicted model, not a curated record
CCCAUGGGUAAUCUGAGGAGAGAGAUGAAGGGAAAAAAAGGAAGAAGAGAGAAAGAAGUCUUCAACAUCACGACAGUGGAGGUAGUAAAAGACAGCUAGCAAUGAUGAAGGAGCCUCACCUACCAGUGCCCAUCACAUUCUCUUUCUCUCUUCUCCUUCUUCAUAACCUCCUCUUUCCAUUUAAACCUUCUUCACUCUCCUCUCUCUCCUUUCAAAAACCCCUUACUCCACCACCACCUCUCACACCUCCUCAUUUCCUCAUUGCCUCUUCUCUCCACCUUUUCCACCUCUAAAGAUUGCACCUUUUUCUUUCAGUUUCACCUCAUACUGCAUACAAAGAUACCACUUUUACCCUUCAGGUUUGCUUUCAUCUCCUUCCCACCUUCUAAUUUUCAUCCACCAUUCUGGGGAAUUCCAUUUCAACAAUUCGGCUCCUUUUUCUCAAACCAUGUUUCAACAAUUAUACAAUCCUAAUGUUUCCAACCAUUACAUGAUUUUCUGUUUAUUUCGUUUUUUCUUUCUCUGCCUGGAGUUCAAUUUUCCUCAGUUCAACAAGGGAAUUUUCACCUGCCGAGAAAAUGGUUGGACCUAACUUCAUGGAUGAGAUAGACUGCGGUAGCUUCUUUGACCACAUCGACGACCUUCUCGAUUUUCCUGUGGAGGAUGUCGACGGUGGCGCCCCAACCUUGCCCUCUGUCGCCGCCGCUGCAGCCGGAAACUGCAACUCGCUGGCAAGCAUCUGGCCCGCUGGGGCCGACUCGUUUCCCGGUUCCGACUCGGUGUUCUCCGGCAACAGCGCUUCGGACCUCUCCGCCGAGCUCUCAGUUCCGUACGAAGACAUUGUGCAAUUGGAAUGGCUGUCGAACUUUGUGGAGGAUUCGUUUUGUGGUGGGAGCUUGACCAUGAAGAAAGUGGAAGAGCCAUCGUGCACCACAAAGGAGGACUCAGUGCACAACCAAUUCCACACAUCAAGCCCAGUUUCUGUUCUUGAGAGCAGCAGUUCUUGCUCCGGGGGAAAGACGGUUCCGGCGCCGCCACGCAGCCCGGAGGUUUACAUCCCUGUGCCGUGUGGACGCGCACGCAGCAAGCGUCCACGUCCUGCCACCUUCAAUCCCCGCCCUGCCAUGAACCUCAUUUCCCCUGCCUCCUCCUUUGUCGGGGAGAACAUGCAGCCAAAUGUAAUUUCAUCGAAGGCGUCUUCAGACUCUGAGAAUUUCGCCGAGUCUCAACUUGUGGCAAAGAUGCCAAAGCAAGGGUGUGGAGAGCCAAAGAAAAAGAAGAAAGUGAAGGUGACAGUUCCUGCAGGAGGUGGCGGUGGUGGUGGUGAUAGCAACCAGAACGGGUUGCAAGCGGUUAGAAAAUGCAUGCAUUGUGAAAUAACGAAGACACCACAGUGGAGGGCAGGGCCAAUGGGGCCAAAAACACUGUGCAAUGCAUGCGGUGUUCGUUUCAAGUCCGGGAGGCUGUACCCGGAGUAUCGCCCAGCGGCAAGCCCAACCUUUUGUCCAUCUCUGCACUCCAAUUCCCACAAGAAGGUGCUGGAAAUGAGAUGCAGGGGCAUCGAAAAAUCUGGUUUUGCAAUGAAUAACGUAGCUGCUUCACCCGAACUCAUUCCGAACACUAACAGCAGCCUCAGCCUGGAGUACAUUUGAUGUUAUGUGAAGGAGGAAUGGUUUCUCUUUCGUUGCUGUCCUCUAGAGUCUUCUUGUCUUAUGUUAUUUCUUAUUGAUAUUUCAUUUCUUUGGUUCAUUGGUUUUUGUACAGGGUUGAACUCGGGGAAUAGGAGCAAUAGGUGAUGAUGAUGAUCAUGAUCAUCAUAUUUUUAGCUGUUAGGGGAAGAUUGUAAUCAGAACUGCGGAAAAAAGGGUAGACAUAUGCAAGUCAAAAAGGGUAGGGUCUUAGGUCUAGUAAUUGUAGGUCCCUUAAGGUCAUUUAGGAGUCGCUGUCUCGCUUGUUUUUUUUGUUUUCUUCGAAUUCUUUUCAUUUUUUUCCCCUUUCUAUAUAUAUCCCUAUUUCUGGGAAUUCUUUUUGCAGUUCAUUUGUAGCAAAAACUUCGAGUUGAGUAAGAAAGUUUUCAAUUUGUAAUGCUA